Messenger RNA from Acaulospora morrowiae, 291 nucleotides. Lineage: Eukaryota; Fungi; Glomeromycota; Glomeromycetes; Diversisporales; Acaulosporaceae. The record is from the annotation of a GenBank genome assembly.
AUGUCAAGGUGUAUAAGAAUCUUAUCUCAGACGGCAAUGUAUCUCCAAUCACACAAACAUUCGCACAGGGAAACCACUUCAAAGUAUUGUUCCCCGAGAUAUUAUUCUCCAAAGGCCAAGCCUGCAAGCAUUUUAUUACCAGACUCCAAUUUACCAGAUGCGAAAUUUGCCAAAUACGAGUUUUACGAAAAGAAAAAUUCUUCAUUAUCCAAACAACAAACACAAAAAUCCACGAGGAAUUAUCAAUCUUUCGAUUACACAUCAACCUUCCGCAUUGUAGUAAUAUAUUAA